AUGACAGAUGCCUGCAGUGGAGGAGAACGUGCUGCAGCUCCCACUUCCAGCCUGGAUGCCUCCGACCCGGAGCUGCACUAUGAGGAGGAGGAGGAGGAGGAGGAGGAGGAGGAAGAGAAUGCAUCGUCAGGAUCCUCGGAGCCCUCGGACACCAGCAGCAUCUUCUCUGAUGACUCUGUGUACCCUUGCUAUGAGGUGUCCCCGGAGGCUGACAGUGCUGGGCUCCUCAGCCUCUACCAGUGUUGUGCCAGGAAUGAUGCCAAGCUGGUGUGGGAGAGGCUGGAGCACGGGGUGACCCGGAGUGAGGCCACAGAGGUGGACAUCAAUGGGAGGAAUGGGCUGAUGCUCGCCUGCUCCAAGGGCUUUGUGGACAUUGUGCCACUGCUGCAGAAGUGUCCCUACAUCAACAUCAACCAGCAGGACAACGAUGGGAACACAGCCCUCAUGAUGGCUGCCCAGGCAGGACACAUCACCAUUGUCAACUACCUCCUCAACUACUACCCUGCUCUUGAGGUGGACCAGCGAGACCCCCGGGGGCUGACGGCGCUGAUGAAGGCAGCAGUGCAGGGGCAGCAGGAUUGUGUCACUGCCCUGCUCCUGGCAGGAGCUGACCUGCAGGCAGUGGAUGCCGUGAAGGGGAAGACAGCUCGGGAAUGGGCGACUUUCACUGGCCGCUUCGAGACCACCGUGCGCAUCCGGACCCUGCUGCGGCGCCCGCGUGCGGAGCAGUUUGGAGCCCAGUACCAGCCCGAGUGGCCGGCCCUGGCCGAGCUGGUGGCUAAAGCCCUGAGCCCCAAAUCCAGGAGCAAGAGGCUCUUGGAGAAGAUCCGCUCCAUUUUCACCAUUAACAUCCCCCGCAAUCCUGAGGAGGACGGUGUGCUGGACCACAUGGUGAGGAUGACCACGUCCCUCGCCAGCCCUUUCGUGACCACCGCUUGCCAAACCAUCUGCCCCGACAGCCCGCCCGAGGUGGGCAAGCGCCGGCUGUCGGUGCCGGAGAUCCUCGGGCAGCACGUUCCAGAUGCAGGUGACGAUUCAGAAACGUCCUGGCGCCCCAGCACCGGGGAAUCCUCCUGCAAUGGCCACGCCGCGUCCGAGCUGCGGCCGCCGCCGCCGCCCCGGCAGCCGCCCAGCCGCCUCCUGAGCUUCCUGCCGCUGUGGCUGCGCCGUGCCAACAGCAUCUUCCCUGGAGAGCCCGUCCCAAAAAUCAAAGUGAGCAAAGCCUCUGGCUCGUCUGCCGGGGAGCGGAAGCCACGUGUGAAGGACAAGCACCUGCUGCAGCCGCCUCAGUGGAGGUACAAGGUGCUGAAGGAGGAGAAGAAAGCGGCUGAAGAGGCCAAGACGGGGGAGAAGAAGAAGAAGAAAAAGAAAAAAAAAGGCUAAGGCUGGAGAUGUUGGUGUGGGUACAAGGUUCUUGCUGUCGCCUUGGAUCCACUGGCUUUUCGGGCACAGGGGUGGUUUUGUUCCCAGUGGAUGGGAAUGUCCAAGGGAGGAGGAUGAUGUGGGUGUACACACCCAGCUGAAAUACCCCCCCUGUGAGGGUUCACAGGCUCCUGCCUGGCCUCUUGUCCUCUCCACCCCAAGGGUGGCCGCCCUAGCAUGGUACAUGUCGUGCUGGGCACUGAUGUCCUGAGGCCCUGGACCAAUCUCCAGGAAUGCCAGGGAGCUGUGGCACAAGUCCUUCCUAUGUUAUUUCCUCUCUUUUUUAUUUUUUUAUUCUAUUUUUUUUUUUUUUUUUUUUUUUUUUUUUUUUUUUUUUGCCUCUUGGAUCUUCCCAAGCUCUCAGUUCCACGGCGUGUGUUGGAAUGUGGCUGAGCAAAUUAAAAUGGAAGUGGUUGCCAUGUUAACAGGAUUGAUUCUAUGAAUAAAGCUCAGGGUUGCUGUAGGGCUGGCAGGAAUGCUCCCCCUUUUUCUGCCAGUGUCCCCUGGCCACCCUGUCACAUCCUCAGUGACAUUCCCCACACUCGUGUGUUCCUGGCUGGUGCAUGGACACAUCAAGGCGCAGCACAGGGAAGCAGCUCCAUGCUGUGGAAGGAGAACCAGCUGCAGACACAGGCUGGAAACCGAGCUUGGGAUACUCGUGGGCUCCAUCCCCAGCUGCCCCCAGGGCUCCAGUGUUGCCAGUGUUGCAGCAGCAGGGUGCUGGUGUUCCCACAUUGC
Molecule: messenger RNA, 2160 nt
Organism: Cinclus cinclus
Lineage: Eukaryota; Metazoa; Chordata; Aves; Passeriformes; Cinclidae
Gene: ANKRD33
Product: ankyrin repeat domain 33
Exons: 4
Coding region: 1-1383 (460 amino acids)
Molecular function (GO): protein binding
Source: RefSeq, a predicted model, not a curated record